Linum trigynum is the source of this 936-nucleotide messenger RNA. The record is from the annotation of a GenBank genome assembly. NCBI's taxonomy places the organism in Eukaryota, Viridiplantae, Streptophyta, Magnoliopsida, Malpighiales, Linaceae.
AAUCAUCUCGUCACCAAAAGCAGAGGACUCUGUUUUUUCUACUUCUUUUUGUUCCGAUCUAAAGCUCUAAGCAAAACAUCAAUCAUGUCUUUGUCUUUUCGGUACUGGAUCAACCCCAACUACCCAUCCGUUUCUACAGAAGACCCAACUCCCGAUUGCUCGGUCUCGUCGAAAUCGAGGUCGAAAGCGUCGAGGAUUCGCAACUGCUUGAAGAAGGUGAGGCAGCUCGUUUCGACCCGUUCGAGCUUCGUCGCGUCUCUGUUCGGACGCGGGAAAGAAACGAAAUUCGUAACUCCCGCCGUUUCGACGGGAGAAACGCAGGGUUUCACCUUUGAUUUUGUUCCAGCUGCUGAGACCUAUGACUACGACGUCGUAGGAUUAGAUUCGUCCUCCGAUUCCAGCUCGGCCGCCGACGAGGAUUCCACGACUCUGUCACUGCCGUUGGCGAGUCUUUUCUUCUUUGAAGACGUAAACUCGGCACCAGCCGUGGAGACUCCCGCGAAGAAGAUGAAGGCCGUCGAACAGGAAGAUUGCAAAACGGAGCGGCGAGUCUGGGAGAAUGCCAGCGUGGAGGAGGAAACUGAGUUCUUUGAGUACUACAUUAAUAAAGUUUACAAGGAGCCAGAAGCUAUAAUGGCGGGGUUCCCAGAUGGUCGUCUUGCUGAAUGGAAUCGGCUUCUUGCUGGCGCGAAGAAGAUUGGAGAAAUACAAACGAGGAGAAGGGAUUGCAGAUAUGGGUGGACGACGGACACAUUCUUUCUGUUUUAGUUUACAUGUUCGUGAAUGAGAAACUGUGUUGUAUUUGGUAUGGAUUAUAGUGUUUCAGUCUUGGAAGUUGCCAAGCAGAUUGGUUACGAAAGCAUGCACCUUUUUUUUUUUUUUUUUUUUAAUUUGGUAUCUUUUAGCUAAGAAUCGCAAUGAAGGUAGAUAGUGAAG